Molecule: messenger RNA, 1491 nt
Organism: Drosophila simulans
Lineage: Eukaryota; Metazoa; Arthropoda; Insecta; Diptera; Drosophilidae
Gene: RpL4
Product: 60S ribosomal protein L4
Exons: 4
Coding region: 154-1359 (401 amino acids)
Biological process (GO): translation
Cellular component (GO): ribosome; cytosolic large ribosomal subunit
Molecular function (GO): RNA binding; structural constituent of ribosome
Source: RefSeq, a predicted model, not a curated record
CGCUGUUAGCGAAUGCAACCAUGCGCCUGGAACGCGAUUGGCGGCCAUUUCCGGCAGCUCUCUUUCUUUCUUCGUUCUUCUUAAUAAAAAGAGGACGGUAUCUGCGUUUGCAGAAUAUAUAGCACCUUUCAUUGGGUUUGAAAAUCAACGAAAAUGAGCUUAGGCAACGCCAGGCCAUUGGUCUCCGUGUACACGGAAAAGAACGAGCCAGCCAAGGGCAAGAACAUCUGCCUGCCGGCAGUGUUCAAGGCGCCCAUCCGUCCGGAUGUGGUCAACGAGGUUCACCAGCUGCUCCGCCGCAACAACCGACAGGCCUACGCCGUCAGCGAGCUGGCUGGUCACCAGACCUCCGCCGAGUCCUGGGGUACCGGACGUGCUGUGGCCCGUAUUCCCCGUGUGCGUGGUGGCGGUACCCACCGUUCCGGCCAGGGAGCCUUCGGCAACAUGUGCCGUGGUGGACGCAUGUUCGCCCCCACCAAGACCUUCCGUCGCUGGCACCGCAAGGUGAAUGUCAACCAGCGUCGGUACGCCCUGGUGUCGGCCAUCGCCGCCUCCGGAGUGCCCGCUCUGGUCCAGUCCAAGGGCCAUGUCAUCGACGGCGUCUCCGAGUUCCCCCUGGUCGUGUCCGAUGAGGUGCAGAAGGUCCAGAAGACCAAGCAGGCUGUCAUCUUCCUGCGUCGCCUGAAAAUCUGGGCUGACAUCCAGAAGGUGUACAAGUCGCAGCGCUUCCGUGCUGGCCGUGGUACCAUGCGCGACCGUCGCCGCAUCGCUCGCCGUGGUCCCCUGGUGGUCUACGACAAGGACGAGGGUCUGCGCCAGGCCUUCCGCAACAUCCCCGGCAUUGAGACCAUCAACGUGGACAAGCUCAAUCUGCUGAAGCUGGCCCCCGGCGGUCAUGUCGGUCGCUUCGUCAUCUGGACCGAGUCGGCUUUCGCCCGCCUGAACGAUCUGUUCGGCACCUGGAAGAAGCCGUCCACCUUGAAGAAGGGCUACAACCUGCCCCAGCCCAAGAUGGCCAACACCGACCUGUCGCGUCUGCUCAAGUCCGAGGAGAUCCGCAAGGUGUUGCGCGAUCCCCGCAAGCGUGUGUUCCGCAGCGUGCGCCGCCUGAACCCCCUGACCAACGUGCGCCAGCUGAUCAAGCUGAACCCCUACGCCGAGGUCCUCAAGCGUCGUGCCGCCCUCGCCGCCGAGAAGCGCACCGUGGCCAAGGUGCUGGCCAAGGCCAAGAAGCAGAACGUCGACCUGGCCAAGUCGCACUUCGCCAAUGUGGCCACCAAGGCUGCGGCCAAUCGCGCCAAGCUGCUGGCCGCCCGCAAGAAGAAGGUCGCCGCCAAGAAGCCAGCGGCCAAGAAGUAAACUUACUUUCCCCCGAGUAGAGCUGACACACUUUUAUAUUAUAAUAAACCACAAAAGUUGUAUGAAUUUUAUUCAUAAUACAUAGAGUGCGCGACAGUAAUGCUCAUUAAACUCUUAGUCUUAGGCACAUCA